AUGACAGACAGGAGACCAACGGCCAUGGAUAAGGCUAAAAAGCAAUGGGAAGUCAUGGCACUGAAUGCACUUCUGAUCUUCUUCAUGAAUUUCGCAAUAUUCUUAUCGGUGCCACCUCAGAUCAAAAUCUUUGAGGACAUCAUAUGCCGCAAAAUACAUUUGGACAACGCGUUGAAUCUGCAUCCAGGAGACGACGAUUCAUGUCGAGGUGCCCUGGUUCAGACUGAGCUCGCUCGCAUAAAUGGAUGGAAAACAACAUUCGAGGCGCUUCCGAGUAUAUGGUCAGACGUCUUGCCGCUGCGUCUUGUCUGGUUAUCAGGUCUGUUGCGGUCCAUUGGGGGUGGGGAGCCCGUGAUCGAUUCCAUCAUGGCUGUGAUGGUGAUGGAUGUCUUCGAAGAACGCGAUCGCGACACUGUUACGUUGCUGACAUUACUCAUCCUCAGCGCGGUGGCCCUGCUCCGCUUACAUUCAGUGUUUAUUGUCGCCAAAAUACUUGCCGCACCUACCAGUGCAGCCGUAGUGGCAUUGGGAUCUCCCUGGACUCCAUUCAUGCUCAGUCUUGUGAUUCUAUCCGCUGCCCAGGUCCUAUCAUUUUUGCUCCCCGAAACUCUCGGCUAUGCAGAACCGCAAGAACCCGAUGAUAACAGGACUCGGAGAAGUAUCACGGAAAAGAAGGGCAAUUUAAUACAAAAGUUUGCCCUCUCUGCAAAAUUCGUUGUUCAGAACCCAAACAUGGUACCAAUCAUAAUUGUGAAUUUGGUUGCUAGUAUCACGAAAUCCUCGAGCAACUUUUUGCUACAGUACUCCUCUACGAGAUAUGGAUGGUCUUACUCACUGUCAAGCUUGGUCCUCAUGAUCCGUGAGGCCUCGAGUCUGAUAACUUAUCUCGUUCUGACCCCGGCAGCCUCAGCUGCUAUCCGGCGGAUUGGUCGCGGCAGCGUCACAGCCCAAGACAAACGACUUUGCCAGGCCGGUGGUCUCCUCAAUGUCUUCGGAUAUUUCUCCAUUGCUACUGCGGCAACUCCAGUUUUAUUUAUGCUGGCAUUGGCGUUCUUAUCAUUGGGAUCCGGGUUUGACACAGUGGUGACCAGUUUCGCAACCUCCCUGGUGCAGCCGCAUCAGAUUGUAUCGCUACAUUUAGUGGCAGCGACGGCCAAAUCAAUUGGUGGGCUUGUUGGCGGUCCGUUGUUUGCCCGGUUAAUGCAGGUUGGAUUUGAGCUAGGAUCAGGCUGGCUGGGUAUGCCAUACAUUGCGGCAGGACUAUUCUUUUUCGCGGUUUUGUUGGCGCUGUCCUCCAUUCGGAUACAGUCACGCAAUUUGGACGAAACCGAGCAGCCUUUGUUGCCAACAGAUGUUUAG
Penicillium bovifimosum is the source of this 1359-nucleotide messenger RNA. RefSeq lists its product as uncharacterized. The record is from RefSeq and is a predicted model, not a curated record. Lineage: Eukaryota; Fungi; Ascomycota; Eurotiomycetes; Eurotiales; Aspergillaceae. Gene Ontology annotation, cellular component: membrane. The coding region runs from base 1 to 1359 and encodes 452 amino acids. Gene Ontology annotation, biological process: transmembrane transport. The transcript is spliced from 3 exons. Gene Ontology annotation, molecular function: transmembrane transporter activity.